AUAUGGAGGACAGUGGACGGUAGUGAUGAGAAUUUAUCUGUGUUUUUCACUUAAAACAUGCCUAGAAGACGAAAUGGAGAGUUACCAUUACCUUCUGGAUGGGAAAUUGGGCAUGAUUAUGACGGAAAGAUAUAUUUUAUCGAUCACAACAACAAGAAAACCACAUGGAUUGACCCAAGAGACAGCUACACCAAAGCUCAGACCUUUGCCGACUGUGUAGGUCAUGAACUACCUUAUGGCUGGGAAGAGUGCUUCGAAGGCCAGAUUGGUGUAUACUAUGUUGAUCACAUUAACAAACAAAACCAAAUUGAGGACCCCAGAUUAGCAUGGCGGAGCGUUCAGGAGGCCAUGCUGUCUGAAUAUCUCUGUUCAGCACAGAAUGACCUCAGUGCCAAGCAAGAUAUAAUGCAAGUCAAAGAACAACGACUUGCAUUAGCUCAGGAUGAGUACCAUCACCUCAACACCACACUCACCAACCUGUUCAGCUCAAGAUCCUCAUUAAGUUCGGGUGGAAGUGGUGCUGGACGGUAUGACCCAGACUUGCUCAAGACAGACGUGGCCAUGGCCAGAAGUCGUGUGGGUCGUUUAAAAAGGGAACUCCAUCAGAUAAAACACGAAGUAGCCAACACAGAGGCUGGCAUGCAAACACUAGCACAAGUUCAAGAAAAGUUAAGCGGUCUCACAACAGGUUACACUGUAGAAGAGGCCCAAGUUAUCAUUGCUGAGCUCAAGAAUAUUGAAGAGUCUUUACGGGCAGGAGAAAAAGAAAAGGCAGAACUCAUCAAAUCCUUGACGGUGUUGAGAGAAGACAUUAUUUCUGCAGAAACAACACAAACUAUAGAAGCUAACUUGGAAAAAUCAUCAGAAAAACAUAGCACUGCAUCACAGACAGAUUUUGGUGGUGAGGGCAUGCCUCUUGGUGCACGUUUGGCAGAGCUCACGAGACUCAAACUAGAGUACGACUCUGCAAAGAGUACACUGAAGGGGCUGCAACAUGAUUUAGCGGGGUUAGAAGAGAGAUUAUCACCCGAGGAUCUUCAGGGGGACCGUGACCGCGUAGUUCUUAUUCAGGAGAAGGAGCAGCUACUGAGAGAGUUCCGAAGUGUACGAUCAUAUACUCAUGACCCACUACAGGUUUGUGAAUUGGAAGAUAAGAUCAACCAAUUGGAGUGUGACUUGGCUAAGGCCCUGGAGGUUAGUAACAAGGCAGUGGCUGAACGGCUUUCCUUACAAGAACAAAGACAAGAUCUGUUGUGCCGCUUGCGUGACACAGUACGCAUUAUGGUGGGCCUUGAGGGACAGCUACGGUCACUGUCUGCAUCAACUCUCUCUGUGUCGUCAUCAUCAUCGCUGGGAUCUUUGUCCACAUCCAGCAAGGGCUCUUUAUCCAGCCUGUCAUUUACUGAUAUAUACGGUGGACAGCAAUAUUCUUCGAGUGAGCAUGUUGCUCUUAAUAUGACGGAACUACAAAAACGUGUGGAAAGAUUGUUAAAGUCCAACUCAGAGGCUGACCGGCAAUAUGCUGAAAAACUGCGGACCCUGGAAGAAAGUAGUGGAAAUUCUGCUGCAUUGUCCCAGUCCAUGUUAUCAUUGUCUCCACGGAGCUCCCUCUCUUCUCUCUCCCCACCUACCUCUGCCUGUGAAGCUCUUUCAGGCAUGGACCCUCUUGGGCCACCUCGGUUUACUCCAGGGGAAGGGGGUUGCACUGGGAAUGGACAACUUGCCAAUGUAGAUCUUAGUACGGUACAGGACCGGUUAGUAGAAUUGUGUCUCGCUCCUUCCACGACUGAGUCUGGAGCUUUGUCAAAUCCUCAUGUGGCAAAGGUUGCCGGCAAGCAGUUAGACUCCACAUUGAUAGGAAACAAACAAGUGAAGGAAUUGACAGAAUAUGAGUUUAAUGUAGCAAACACAAGUGUUAGUGGUGUAUUAUUAGGACGGGCGAGUGGUGAAAGUGAUGUGCUAUAUGAAAUGGUGGAUGAGGAAGAGGAGGGCUGUGUUGGGGAAAGGGAAGACAGUAAUGCACGGACAAUGUCAGCAGCAGUGAGUGAUGAGUCUGUGGCUGGAGAUUCAGGAGUCUAUGAAGCGUAUCCCAAGGGAUCAGCCUCGCCACCAGAAACAUCACAGGUGCAGAUUAAACUAAGAUACAGCAAACAAGAGAGCUUACUAAAUGUGGGAGUGGAGAGAGCACGUAACCUGUCCAUGCUCAACACAGAGGAUGGCUGCAAAGUAUGUAUUAAGGUACAACUGUUCCCUGCUGGUGCGGCAACAUUCACCUGCUGCACACACCUGGACAGUAACACAGAAAGACCAACCUUUGGGGAAACUUUUGCCUUCCCUGUUGCACCUCGUAAACUUCCAUCUAAGACUCUGCAGGUCAACGUAUGGGCAGUCAGCGACACCAAUGAAACCUUUGAUGAGGAGUGUGUGGGAUACGCUCAAAUAAGUCUAGCAGACUUUUGCCUGGAUACACCACAGACUCGAUGGUACAAUAUUCUCAACUUUGCCAUGUUGAGACCAGACCAUCUGACUCGGGAUGACCAAUCCUCCAAAUCAUCAACCUUGCGGUCUUCAGUUUCAACCUCAAAUGUCAAAGAGGAGAGCAGUGACGAGUCCACAAUCAUAUCAUCACAGACCUCUACCCUAACUCGUAACCUUGGACCUGAAGCCCUGCGCCUCAACCUCCAUCUCACAUCAGAGGACUUUGAGCAUGUGAUAGGUUCAGACGAUGAUGAUGAUGAAGAGGAAGAGGAGGAAGAGCUUGAAGUAGGCCAGGAAGAGGUUAUGGAAGAAGCUCUAGAGAAUGCUGAGGACACAGCUGUUGAGGGAGACUCCACUGAUCAGCUGGUCGAGAUGGCCGACAAAGAGACCAACACAGAGUGCAUGUUUAUGCCCCUGUCGGCCAGUCUGGCAGGGUCACGCACGUCCCUUGCACCUCCAAGGGUCGAGGGGACCGACCCCAAGCCUGGAAUCCCAGUGAUAAAGAGGUCCCAGACCUUUACUCCAUCUGCUGCAGUGGGCAAGAGCCACUACGUCUGUCGGCUGAACCGCAGUGACAGUGACAGUUGUGUGCCCAUGUACAGACGGGCACCAUUCCAACGUGGAACAGCAGAAAGAAGAUCUUUAAGAUGGAAAGGUCGUCUUGGAGGGUCCUUAAGAUUAUCUUCCAGGUCACCUGGGUCAUCAGGAAUGAAGGGUGGCCGUACAUCUUUGGAUCUUGAGUUGGAUCUAGCAGCUCAGCAACGUCGUCUCCGUCAGCUACAUGAAGAGCUGGAAGGUUUGCGUAGUCUCAAGACUCAGCUAGAAAGUGUUAAGAACUCCCCUGACCCACCAUCAUGGCUGGCAGACCAGACCACCAUGACCAGUGUUCUCACACAGGCCACGAAAGGUGGUGGUGUUAAGUCACCUGAAGACAGAAGGAUGGAGAAAAUGCUGAGGAAAACAUCAAGAGAGAUUCACAAACUACGAAAUUCAAAGACACCUCGAGGUCAACCUGAUGUUGUGUCAUUUAAGGAAAAAAUGGCAUUCUUCCUCAAAUCCAGUCCCACCAUUCCUCCAUUGAGUAUGGAUUCAGACAAUGAAGUGGCUUCUCCUACUGAACCACUCAGCCCUCUUCAACCUACGGCAGCCACUACAUUACCAUCGUAUGCAUCGGUUACUUCAGAUCAUAAAAAUAUAUCUCAUUCAUCAUGUGUCACAAGUGAAGAUCAAAAAUCUGGUGAACACACUCCCACACAAUCUCCACAUACAUCAUCUCCCUCAUCACCAACACCCACCUCAACCACUACUUCACCUCCCAUGCCUGGGUCUGCCUCCCCAUUAGUGAGGCAGUUAACUGCCAGGCAAUCAACCACUGGUGCCAUUCCCAAGGUCUUCCGCCCUGAUGUUCUUUUCAGCACAGAAGACCAGGGUGUGGAGGUCUGAUCUUCCCUUUAAAAAUAUAGGGGAUCGUUCAGUGGUCUCGUAUAUUAUUUUUGUUCAUGACUCAGUCUAUCCAGUGCCACCAGGCUUACUUUUAUUUAUUUAGGAGACCCUGGACUAAAGCUACGACAGACACAAAGAACAUUACCAUUUUAGUCGCUGAAUCUCUUAUUUUACAGCUUGAAUUGUUGACACAAGACGCGUGUAUAGAUGUCUGCUUUCUUCAGGGUUCUCAUCUUUUACAUAAAGAGGCUUCCAUAUGCCUGUGUUGCUGGGUGGACGUCUCAUGUCUCUCACUCACUCACUCACUUGACAGUAAGAAUCCCGGUUGAACUCACCCACAGGGAUCUUCACAGUUUAUUUUUCUUAAGAUAAUAUUACAGCCACAGAAGAUCAUUGUAUGGCAUUAUUUGCUCAUAAGGCAAAGAGGAUGUACAUUUAAGGAUUUUUGACUUCAAGAAAUGAUAAACAUUUUCACAUAAUACGCUUCCCAUUAAUGUGGGAGUGAUGGAAUGUCACAAAUAGCGUAAAGGGUCUGUAUAUGCUGUGCCUUCCACUAGUGAUACUUCCCUCUUGUCUUCCACUUUUCAGGAGAUUUGAUAAUUCUCACAUGAUCAUACUCAUAGGAAGACUGUGCAAAUGUGUUCUAUUGAGACGUUUCAACAGUUCUUGGAAGUUUGAGUGCUGGUGAAUGCCUAUGGCAAGGCAAACCUCACUAUUAUGCUAGAUUACCAAGGCUUACCUGUGUACCUGCUCUGUCUCCAAUGUUGGGGAGUGUGUCCACUUUCUUUAUAUUGUGAAAAUACUUAUCAUAAAAAUUUACAUUAAGGAAGUAGGCACUCUCCUUUGUAGGUUUUAAAGAAAAAGUUUUAAAAAUGAACCUCGGGUCCAAACCUGACGUUAAAGCAUGCUUGUAUAGUCUUUGAUGUUAUUCCCAGAAUUGUUGAAAGGUGACAUAUUGUUAUAUGUAUGAAGGUGGAACAAUGCGUUGGCAGCUGUUUUGGUAGAGUUGUUGGCAACUGUGAGAAUAAGCAAUAUUAGUUGUGUUGGAACUAAGUCUUCUGCUUCCCUGUAUCUUCACUUUUUACAUGGUCAUGUUUUUAAUGACUGAAACCAAAUUUAUUUUAUAUAUUUGUACAUUGAAUAGGGCCAGACUUACGAAGAGUAUUUAUAUAUUAUCUAUAACUUGUUUAUAUUACGAAUAGUUAUUGUCCGCUAACAGAUUGAUAAUAUUACAUAAUUAAUAGAUGUGUCCAAGAAUGAGUACUAACUUGUUACAUUUCAAACUUUCACACAGAGAAGUUGAACCAAAAAAAUAUAUUGUAUAUAUGUAAAUAGAAUCAUUCUAUAUGCUAUUUCCAUGUGCCUUUGGCAGUUACAAAUUUGUUAUUUAUGCUAACAAAGAUGAAACGAG
This is a messenger RNA of Homarus americanus (American lobster), 5332 nucleotides long. It is a transcript of the gene kibra, whose product is annotated as protein kibra-like. Gene Ontology annotation, molecular function: kinase binding; molecular adaptor activity. The record is from RefSeq and is a predicted model, not a curated record. The transcript is spliced from 16 exons. Lineage: Eukaryota; Metazoa; Arthropoda; Malacostraca; Decapoda; Nephropidae. Gene Ontology annotation, biological process: regulation of DNA-templated transcription; negative regulation of organ growth; cell migration. The coding region runs from base 58 to 3921 and encodes 1287 amino acids. Gene Ontology annotation, cellular component: cytoplasm.